Molecule: messenger RNA, 2561 nt
Organism: Fopius arisanus
Lineage: Eukaryota; Metazoa; Arthropoda; Insecta; Hymenoptera; Braconidae
Gene: kar
Product: monocarboxylate transporter 10-like protein kar
Exons: 9
Coding region: 626-2467 (613 amino acids)
Biological process (GO): transmembrane transport
Cellular component (GO): membrane
Molecular function (GO): monocarboxylic acid transmembrane transporter activity
Source: RefSeq, a predicted model, not a curated record
CCUGAGCUUUUAGGGGUCAGGUCAGGGUCUGGUGAUACCAUUGAUACCAAUAAUGGAGGAAAAUUUUCGCGAAAAGUUACAGUAAACCACGAGAAAAAGUGACAGUUAGAGGGAAAUUCUCACGAAUUCUUCCGGUUUUAAACAUUUUUCACAAAAUUCAUUAAAUUUUUUCUAUCGAUCCACGAGCAUUUCCUUCUCCACCCACACGUGGCUGAUGCAAUUUUUUAAUUACUGAAAUAUUCGUGUGAUAGUGAACGAAGUGAAAUAGACGGUGUACCACUGGGAAUUCGUUGAGGUGCUGAAGAUGAUGGGAAUCAAUACGUGUGUUGGUGAAUUCAGUGCCACGUGUGGUCCCACGUCGGGAAUCGACUUCCUGGAGUGAUAAAAAUGUGUCGUUGAAUUUAUCACGACGUUUACUCAUUGAAAUGUGUUUGGCGUCUGUUCUCCAUUGCAUUAAGGUAUUGAACUGUCAAAGAAAGCUAUAGUUAGACAGAUAAGUUGAUUAGAUUUGACAACUGUCAUCACUUUCUCCGAAGACUUCGCUCACAAGAAUUGACCGGCAGUGACAAUGCCACACCUUCCAGCAGUCUAAAAACUCAUCACCAGUAAAUAAUCAGUAAAAAUCAUGACUGCCACGAGAUACGUCGACACUAACGGAGAAGUGGGUACAAAUGUUGGUUCAGACACAAGAUGCGUCAUUGAAAAUCAGAGAGCCACUGGAGAAAUGAUGACGCGUGUCAAGGUGACACCAGUAGAAGAGAGACAAGACAAUGACAACGCAGACGAAAGUGAUCCUUUUAUUGAUAAUAAUCAUCGUCAAAUAGGUUCAUUAAGUGGAGAAUCAAAGAACAUUUCGACGAAUAAAUUAGAGAGGAAGAAGGGACAGCUUGAUGAUGAUGAUGAUCAGAUGCCACCGGAUGGUGGAGUCCGGGCGUGGAUGAUAAUGCUCGGGAGUUUUACCAUUAAUGGAAUUUUAUUCAGUGUCAUUAACUCUUAUUCGCUGAUUUUUCUCAAAUUAUCGGAAAUUCUGAGGGACGCCGGGGAAACUGAGGUCUCGUCGAAGGCUUCACUGGUGGGAUCGCUGACGAUAGGAACGACAUUUUUUCUGUCUCCCGUUGCUGGAAUUCUCACUGAUCGAAUUGGAAUUCAGAUGACAACAUUCAUCGGCGGAGCACUAGCUUUCGGGGGAAUGUUGCUCUCAUCUAUUUUUUCUACUAAAGUGGAAAUUUUGUACCUAACUUAUGGCGUUAUGUACGGGCUGGGGGCAAGUCUGGCUUAUACACCGAGUUUAGUCAUUUUGGGUCAUUAUUUCAAGCGUUAUUUGGGACUCGUCAAUGGUGUCGUCACAGCCGGAAGUUCUGUUUUUACAACAAUUAUGCCUUACUUAAUGGGAUCUCUCCUGAAACGAUUUGGAUUGGUUGGCACUCUGAGGGGAUUGGCAGUUCUUACAUCAGUCGUUAUGAUGUGUGCAAUUCUCUUCAAACCAAUACCCGUGCCGAGCAAAGCAGCUCUCGCAGCUGAGUCUGGAUUAAAUCCAGAAAGCACUUUUCGCUCGAAGAUGAAGACAGUAGUGAACACUUCCAUCUGGAAGAGGAAGAAAUACGUCGUCUGGGCCAGUGCAAUUCCCCUGGCACUCUUCGGGUAUUUCGUGCCCUACGUCCACAUCGCGAAUUUCGUGAAGAGGGUUUUUGAUAAUGACGCCAAUGAACGUCUUCCGAUCAUGUGCAUUGGAAUAACUUCCGGUAUUGGUCGUCUCGUUUUUGGAUACAUUGCGGAUUUGCCUCGAGUCAAUAGAAUAUUAUUACAACAAAUAUCUUUCAUCAGUAUAGGCAUCUUGACGAUGCUUUUGCCACUGACACCCCCCUAUUACCCCAUUCUUCUUGUGAUAACACUAUUGAUGGGAUUGUUCGAUGGAUGUUUCAUAUCAUUGCUCGGUCCAAUUGCCUUCGAUAUCUGCGGAAGGGAAGGAGCAACUCAGGCCAUUGGAUUUCUCCUUGGCAUGUGCUCCAUUCCUUUGACUGUUGGUCCACCCAUUGCAGGGCUAUUAUUCGAUCAUACUGGAUCUUACACUAUACCUUUCGUUCUCGCUGGGAUUCCCCCGAUAAUUGGAGCAGCUGCCAUGUUUCUAGUGCGGUUUGUCGAGGAGUCUCCACAGGAAUCACUCAAGAGUCAUCCACCUGAAGAGUCCAUCAAUGCUGACGCUUGCCUCAAUGGGAUAGAAAAGCCGGUGUGGAAAUCGAAUGGAGCUGGUGGACAGAGACAGGAAGGUAGGUCAACAAACAAUCAGCAGUUAUCAGCCACUGCACUUUGCAAUUCUAAAUGUCGAUGGAAUACCGAACGAUCAGAGACAUUCAUGGACUGUCAAAUCGCCUUCAGAUGCUCCAAUGAAAUCCAGGGCAAUGACUGUGGAUGCAUUACGAACUCUGAGAGUGUUCCAUUGCUAAUUAGUGCGAGAUUGAUCGAAUGAUUGAGAGCACAUGAGAUUGGAGCAAUAGACUGAUAUUUUUUUUCUGACAAUGCAUUUAUUUUUAUUUUCUAAUAAAACGUUUUUUUUUAUCUCC